CUUGGAAAAAUUGGAUGCUUGCCCAUAUAUUAUUAAAUUUCAUGGAUUAUCGGAAAUAGCUACAGAAAAAGUAAUGGUUUUUGAAUGGGCAGAACUUGGUAAUUUAAAAGAUGUUUAUCAACAAUUUAAGAUUGAUUGGGAGGCAAAGAUUACUAUUACGAGAGAUAUUUGUCGUGGCUUGGCUUUUUUGCAAUCAGUAAAAAUUUUGCAUCAUGAUAUUCGAUGUGAAAACGUAUUAAUUAAUGAAAACAUACAACCUAAACUUACCAAUUUCAAAUUUGCCCGUGAAUUUAAUGCUAACACUAUUCAAAUUGAUAAUAUAAAUGCAUUGAUACAUUGGUUAGCACCGGAAAAAUUAAGUCAUAUUUCAGCAGAACAGGAUAAAAAGUCUAAAAAAACGGAAGAAGCCAGAUAUACCAUUCAAUGUGAAAUUUUUAGUUUUGGAAUGCUUCUUUGGGAACUUGCUUUUCAAAAAAUACCAUACGAAGGUAUGAGUAUGUUAGAUAUACAAAAACAUGUUCUAAAAGGUAAAAGGGAGACAUUGAAUUUCGGAUUAAGUCCUCAUCCAAUUCAAAGAGAAUUUGGUGAAAUUAUUAAACUUGCUUGGCAACAAGAUCCAUCAUUACGUCCGGGAAUCCAACUUCUCUUUAACAUGUUACAGGAGUCAUAUGAGAAAAAUGUAUUAUCAAACAAAGGUUCUCCAUUAAUACGUCCGUUAAAGGAAAAUACUACCGAAAUUACUACAGGAGAUGCGGAUUUAGAUAGUUUAUGUCUUUCGGAUUCUGAAGAUCAAAAUGAAUCAGUUAUACAAAUCGUUGUACCAUUAAUUCCAGUUAAGGAAGGUUUACAAGCUCAUAAAGAAGGCAAUCAUAAGAAAGCUUGGGAAUGCUUUGAAGCAAAUGCAAAUGUCGGAGAUAUAUUAGCAAUAUAUUGGCAAGGCUAUUAUUAUUUGGAAGGAAAAUAUGUUGAUAAAAACAAACAAAAGGCAAUGGAUUUAUUUAGAAAAGCAGCAGAUGCUGGCAAUGCUGAUGCUCAAUUACGAUAUGCUUUUUGUUUAAUUGAUAAGGAAAAUAAAAACAUCGAUAGUAGUAAAUUUAUGAAAUAUUUACAACUAGCGGCUGAUAAUAAUAAUGCUACGGCUCUUUAUAAUCUUGGUGAUGUAUAUUUCUCUGGUAAACUGGGUAUUAAAAAGGAUAAGGAAAAAGGUAUUCAUUAUUUGAGACAAGCUGCUUUACAUAAGCAAACUAAGGCAAAAGAGGUACUAGACAAAAAUGGCAUUAGUAUACAUUAGUAUAUAUGGUUAAUUAUUAUACACGAGUUCGAGCUAAGUUAUUUCGAAAUAAAAAUAACAAGUAAGUUAUUAACACACGUGACAAAUAAUUAUGACGAAAUCACAAUGAUAUUGUAAAUGUCAAUAAGAAAUAAUUUUACACUAAAAUAAAGUAUACCAUCUAGAUUUAAGCUCUUUAAAUUAUAUAUAUUGUUUGACGAUAAUUUAAUCUUGUUUUUGUGGAAUCUCGUUCUCUCCUCGGCUAAUGUCAAGUUUAAAAUUAAAAUUUAUUUACUGGUCAGGCAUAACGACUCUUUAUUUGUCUAAUUAUUUUAUUUACUGUAUUUAGUAAUGAAUCAUUCAUUCACGAAAAUUUAUUUAGUACAGGAUCAAA
Messenger RNA from Rhizophagus irregularis DAOM 181602=DAOM 197198, 1664 nucleotides. RefSeq lists its product as uncharacterized. Gene Ontology annotation, molecular function: ATP binding; protein binding; protein kinase activity. NCBI's taxonomy places the organism in Eukaryota, Fungi, Glomeromycota, Glomeromycetes, Glomerales, Glomeraceae. Gene Ontology annotation, biological process: cell surface receptor signaling pathway; protein phosphorylation. The record is from RefSeq and is a predicted model, not a curated record.